GUUUAUAUCAUGUGACUAAUUGCGGAAGGGUAGACAGGUCUGAUUUGGUGGUCCUCUCUUGUUGUGAUGUUCUUAGUUGCUGAGCACUUCAACUGUUGACUUACAACCCCAGCUGAACAGCAUGAACUCCAGUGUUACGUCAGUUUGCAGAUUUUGAAUUUAAGGAUGCACUUAGCGGAUCACUGAGAAAGAAUGGAGGAAUUUCUAGGGACUCUCCGUGAUCAUGAUGUGAGUUCUGUUCUGUCAUCAUGUGAGCCUGAGUUACAAGAGUUAAUGCGGCAGAUUGACAUCAUGGUGGGGCACAAGCGCCUUGAAUGGGAGGCUGAGGUGCGAGCCAUGGAGCAGCGGUUGCAGAAUACACAGGAGGAGCUCCAGUCAACCCAGACACUGCUCGACAAGAGGAACUCAGAGAUGCUUAAAGUGAGAUGUUUAAUGGUGACCCUGUUGGAGCUCCAGGAUGGUGGUUUCCGAAUGUUGAAGUUGGUAGUGGAAAAGGGAUUACAGCAGAUCCGGGUACUGGGAAAACAGCUAGAUGAGAUCCAAGCUGGAAAACAAGAGCUGGUUGUAAAAUAUGAAGACCAGCUUCAGCAUGUAAAAGAUGAGUUGUCCAAACUGAAGCGUAGUUAUGAGAAACUACAGCGUAAGCAUCUAAAGGAGGCGAGAGAAGGAGCUGUGAGCAGAGAAGAAGACAGGAGUGAGCUCUCCCGCCUCAACAGCAAGCUGGAGGAAUUUCAUCAGCGUUCAGCAGAGUGGGAACAGCAUAGACUACAGUAUCAAAGACAAGUGGCGUUACUGGAAGAUCAGAGGAAAAGCUUGGCUGAACAGUAUACCCUAAUUCAGUCUCAGGGUGUGGGUCGUACCCAGGAGCAGGGUGAACUGCAGCGGUUGCGCUCUCAGCUGCAGAAGGCUCAGGACCACCUCCAUACGCAGGAACUGGAACUGGAGAGGCUUCGCGUGCUCCAGUAUGAGCUGGGAGACUCCAUCAGGGAACAGAAGGUCAGCUGCCAUGCUGCAGCUUAUGUACCAGGACAGGUCUUUAAUGAGGAGCGGGAGGAGCUAAAGGCCACACUAGAUGCUCAGGAUCAGUUUGUACGUAGCUCAGGAGCUCAACAGCAGCAGCUGCGACGGGAGGUGAACCGACUCCAUCAAGCUGUGCAAGCAAAAGAGCAAGUCAUCAGGUCUCUGGAGGAAUGUGUAGCGUUACGUAGCUCAUCUCCAAACUUGGCCUCUCUAAGACAUGAUCUGGAGAAAGCCACAACCAUGUUGAAAAGUUCACAGACCAGUGAGAGCCACUUGAAAGCUGAAGUCAUCAGACUAAGAGACAAAUUGGAAAACGUGUCAAAACAUAAAGCAGAGAUGAACAGAAGAGAACAGGAGUGGAAACAGAUGGAGAAAAAACUCAGUCAUUAUACCUCUGAAAUCAAACGUCUCCGCGAAGAGCUUGAUAGGGCCGAACAGACUCGUUGUGGAGAGUUGGAGGGGAUGAGAAAGGAGGUUUCUCAGUUAACCAGUGAGCUUCAUCAACGUGACAUCACCAUUGCUACGCUCUCUGGCUCCGCCUCCAGUAUAGAGCGACAACUGCGGGCAGAAGUUGAUCGAGCAGAGCGCAGGACGUCUGAGCUCAAGGUGACACAGGUCCAGCUUGAAACUCUAAAGCUUGAAAAUCAGCAUCUGAAUGAUCUUCUUGAGAGAAUCGAGUCAAGAUCCCCCAAGAGGGGUGAUGGAAACCUAGCAGGUCUCAGAGAUAGUUACGUAUCAUCCCUAAACAGUUUGGAGGAGGAGAACAGGCAGCUCAGACAGGAAAUGACUGAGCUACAGGCUCGUAUGGAGGUCAGCAACCAGACGUGGCAGGAUAAGUACGAGAGAGUGCUACUACAAAAUCAGAGCCAUUCUCACAACAAUCACGACAGAUCAGAUGAAGAUGCACAGCACAGACACCAGGAGGAGCUGCAGGCCAUGGAGAUUCGUAUGCAGGAAAGAGCCUCGCAGUAUGAGGAACAAAUACAGACUCUCCUUAAACAGCUGGAGAACCUUUCACGAUCCUCCGUUCAUCACCCAGAUGGCCAAUCACAGGAGAGCGAGAGAGCAGUUUCCCCUGGCCACUCCGCAUCUUCUGGUUCUGGUUCUGGUUCAUCUUCAUCGUCAGCCCGUAAAGCCCAAAGGAUGACAGCUCUGGUCCGUGCGGCAGUUAAUGGAGAAGAAGCUCAGGCUUUCGGCUUGGUGGACAACCUCUUGCCUAUGGACUCUGGAUCUCCAACCGGUUCACUGGCCACAUGGUUUCUAGAAGAGGAGUCGAUGCGGUCUCAAGAGCUUCUUCAGAAGCUAGAUGCCCACAUUCAGAACAUGCAACAGGAAAAUGCCAGCACUGUCUGCAAGUACCUAGGCAAGGACAGUAAUCCUCCAUCAAUGGUCACCAAGUCUGAUGCUUGAAAGCUUGGAGAAAACUAGAGAUAGCUUGCAUUCCUUGUCAAGAUAAGAAGAGCAAGACACUUUCCCACGAUUGACCGUACAGUGUUUACGCCUUUAUCUUACAUUCCAAAGCCUGGCGAAACCUCCGGGGGUGCAGCGUGCCUCUAUUCCAACCCACAGUCUGUGUGUUUGUGUGCAUGAUUGUGCAUGGACAACGUUGUACAUCUAUGUCAUGAGAGCCGUUGAACACAGCAUAAAGCCUUGGUUUGCUAAGAUAUCAGACUGCUCCAGACACCCUCAGGAUUCUCAGAAUGUCCCACAGAGAGAUAUGAAAUGGGUCUUAUCAACUUGAUUUAGUGCGUAGGGAACAAUGCCAAGGAUCGUCUGAACAAAUCCUCCAAUCAGCCUGUGCCAUGGUCAAUUCAUUCUUGAUUCAUCUCCUUUGACCUGAAUAUUACACAUUUCCCCUUAUCAGUUUGUCCAUGGGGAAGUUGUUCAGUACCAACUGUGGCUCGCUCUUAUCUGAGUUCAGCAUUUAACACAGAUAGCGAGCACAUUCUGCUGUAUGUUUUGCAAAGCAGUCAAUAGAAGUCAACCAAUUUUAGCCACGUUUAAAAUGUCCAUUUAAAGUUUAUUUUAAGAUUCCUAUGGAAAAACAUCCUUCUUCCUGUUUUGGCCACUGGCCGAUUUGGUGCCACCCUGAGAUGCCACCUCACCCUGAUAGGCGUUUGAAGUGUGCCGGCACUUUCUCAUCCAGCAGCCAGAUGGAAACAAUCGCGACAUUGUGCGAUUGGUCAGAUAUCUGAUCUAAGUUCAGUGGAAACAGGCAGCGGCUUGUAUAUCUGCCUUGCAGUAUGUGUGAGGUAGGCGCCUGUACUUAAUGUGAAAAUGGCAGUGAGAUUGGUGUGUGGGACCUUGGAAAACUUAAAUAAAGCCACCACAAGGCCAGCAAGUUCAUCCCCUCAACAACUGACGUUGCAUUUGAAAUUGUCUUUUUUACAUUUAAAAACAUUUACUGAGGUUAUGUUCCCUUUGAAAUUAUAGGCUGUGAGUUCAAGUUACAAAGAAUGUGCAAAGUAAUAAAUUCUAAAGUAAUAAAUCAAUUCUGGAGAGCAAGACAACAGCUUUGCCACUUAUUUUGUUUGUUUUGCUUUAAAAAUAAAAGCUGAAUGUAUUUAUUUAAAAAUAAAUGUAUCUUUUGUUAGAAAUUUGGUACAAAAGGUAAAAAUCAUAACCUGUGUAUAACAUUGAAACGUCUUAAAUCGAUAAAUGUGCUUCUGUAUAGCUCAGUGGGUAGAGCAUUGUGUUAGCAGUGCUUAAGGUAAUGAGUUUGAACCCAUGCAGGAAACAGACAAAUAAAAAAAUAUGUGUGCCUUGUAACGCACUGUAAGUGGCUUUAGAUAAAAGCCAAAUGCGUAAACAUAAAUUUAAUUAAUAAUUUGUUAGUGAUGUUUCUCGUUUCUCAUCAGUAAUGAUUUUAAUGCAAUAAAUGUUAAUACUAUUUAUUCCACGUUGCUAAUGUUGCCUGAUUCUGUUUCAUAAAUCAAUCUGAAUGUUUUGCACAUACUUGCAAUAAACCUUGUGAAUGAUUCUGAA
Misgurnus anguillicaudatus (oriental weatherfish) is the source of this 4005-nucleotide messenger RNA. It is a transcript of the gene cep63, whose product is annotated as centrosomal protein 63. NCBI's taxonomy places the organism in Eukaryota, Metazoa, Chordata, Actinopteri, Cypriniformes, Cobitidae. Gene Ontology annotation, biological process: de novo centriole assembly involved in multi-ciliated epithelial cell differentiation; centriole replication. The record is from RefSeq and is a predicted model, not a curated record. Gene Ontology annotation, cellular component: centriole.